AUUUCAUUUUUACCAACCAAACUCAAGGAGAAUGAAAAAGAGGAACAUUUUAACAGUUAUUUUGUUGCUAGUGUAUUAUGACACAUUUGACGCUUUUGUACCGGAAGAUGAUUUUUUACAACAGUCUAACAGACCCGAAAGUUGCUACGGAACUGAUGAAGUAAUGGAUGCAAAAUGCUGUCUUUUCCCUCCUUUUUUCGUGAGAGAGAUAGCCAGAGAGUGUGGAGCACUAUUUUCACUUCAACACAGAAGUGUUGAACAUAAUAUAACGACAUUCAGGAGAGAGGCGAUGACGGAUAAUUCGUGGGCGUGUAUAUUACAAAAAUAUCAUUUGCUAAAUGACGACAAAUCUUUAAACAUGGAACGGUACCAUGCCCAUCUUGAUAAAUGGAUAGAACUCAAUCCAACGUUUUACGCUGCCAUUCAUAAAGCCAGGUCAAAAUGCAUGCAAAGGUUUGAAAUGUAUCUUCCUUUGAAAGCUGAUGAAUAUUUCACAUUUCAAACUUGCAUCAGAGCUUACGUCAAUAUACAUUGUCCAAAUAUGUUAAAAACUAACUUGUGUGACAAACAGAAGAAAUUUUACGGUAAAUGUUCUCAGUAUUUUUUCAAAUGAGAAAACCUUUGUGCUGCGUACGCUGUCAAAGAUUUAAUACCAAAAAUGUGCAAGUAUUACUGUCAGUGAAAUAGUCAAAUCUGAGCAACUGUCAACGUAGAUUGCUAAUAUGAAAAUCAUAAUUUAAUGCAAUUGCCAUACUUCAAGACAUUUCAAGAC
Molecule: messenger RNA, 772 nt
Organism: Hyposmocoma kahamanoa
Lineage: Eukaryota; Metazoa; Arthropoda; Insecta; Lepidoptera; Cosmopterigidae
Exons: 5
Coding region: 32-613 (193 amino acids)
Molecular function (GO): odorant binding
Source: RefSeq, a predicted model, not a curated record